Molecule: messenger RNA, 6790 nt
Organism: Pollicipes pollicipes
Lineage: Eukaryota; Metazoa; Arthropoda; Thecostraca; Pollicipedomorpha; Pollicipedidae
Exons: 3
Coding region: 2736-3656 (306 amino acids)
Source: RefSeq, a predicted model, not a curated record
GGGACCUCUGAGUAGUAUUUCAAGUCAGGACCCUGCGGGUCGCGAUUCUUUACGUGACUUACAGUCAGUCCUGUAGACCCUUAUACCCUCCAAACGGGCCUUUGAUCGUCGGUUCCGGUGUGCUGUUCAAAAGUGCUGUUCAAAAAUUGAAGAAUGAUAUACAUUUAAUCUUAGGUGUUUUUAGUUCAUCCUUUGCACGCAUUAGCAGUUAAAAAAAUUCGACAGACAGAUGCAAAUAUUUCACCACCUUGCUAAUAAUUAUUGAUGCUUUGAAUGGUCAUUCUUUCCGCAUGUCAAUUUACAAAAUUGUAAGAUAAACGGCCUAGACUGCUUAGCAUGCGCGCGGGUUGAUCGAGUAAAACAUUUUGAAACGCCUUCUGUUUCAUACGCAAGCGCGCGGGUUGAUCGAGUAAAACAUUUUAAAACACCUUCUGUUUCAUACUAAGUAAGCUUCUGGCUUUCGUUCGGGCUGGUCAGGUGUUACUGAUAUGACAUAACCGGUGUACUGGCCCUAAACACUAGGGUCAGUGGGUCUGAUUGGCAUGAAAACAAACAUGACACUAUUUUGGUGGUGGGUUCAGGGUAUACGCGACAAGCAAUACUUAGCAAGUACUAUGAACCCAAAGCCACCCGUGCAAACCAUGCAGAAUUAUGACAUAAAAAUAAAAAGCAAUGUGGGAUUCGUCUCAUCAUUUUAUUACCGUCUCCUACUCAUCUUUAAGAAAGACAUUCAUUUGCCAUUGCUCUUAAUCUGUAUUAUUUGCUCUUGCGAUUUGGAGACCUGCGAUGAAUAAAGUGUUCCCUUCUAAUACCAUUCCGUUGACCAAGUGAUGUAAUGCUAGCUUGUGAUGGAAAGUGGCAUUCACUUCAUGGAAGAAAGCAUGGCGGCCAAGAAGGUGGCAUUCCAGGAACUGAUCUAUUUCUGGUAAACAGACUUGAUGAUAUUGUAUUCAUGCAUUUUAUGUGUGAACAGACACGUGAACAGGAUUGACGGGUCUUGUGUGAUUGAUCUUUUGAAAUCUUGACGUUACCGGUGGACGACUUUAGCUCCCCACCGACUUGUGAUGCAGGCAAUCCCAAUUCAGUGGUCGGCCUUCUCUUCCCAGUUUAUGGCGUCUGCCCUGGCAGGAAGGCUGGACCAGGCAGCGAAUCGAACUCCGUACGUCUGGUUUCCUAUACGCGCGGCUUAACGUAUGUUUCUCCACCUGUUUGGUACAGUCAAAAGGCAACCAAAAUAUGUUGUGUUUUACAAAUGCUUGUGCUCAUUGUUAUAGGCACCAAUCAUACCGCUUGAAGUUAUUCAGCAUAUCUCUAGCAAAGAUGGCAUGUUUAUACUGGAGAAGUAUAGUGGCUUCAGGUAAGAGCAUACAGUGUCCCAAUCUCAUCGAGCUAACAAGUGAUCCUUGUUGGUUGAUCAGUGAAUGGCACUCCUGCAUUGCGUUUCGUUUGGACAGCCGUGUGCCGAUUUUUAAGACAUUCAGUGAAAGACUGAAUGACUUGAGUGCUUCGUCUACGCGUUUCUUGGCAUAGCUCUUCGGAGCAUGAAUAAACCGAUAUAAACAUUGUUAUACUUACCUGAAAAUGAACAUGGGCGGUGCCGAGAUGGGAGGCAAACGGACUGCCCGAUCCCCUUUUUUCCAAAGACCUCGACAAAACCCAUGACCAAUAUGCGCUCCGUGGAAAACCCUACGACCCACGCGCCCAGCGGUCCAGCGACCGAUUACCCAACCAAGCAAAAGAUGGUAGUCAAUGGACUAUUUUUCCAGUGAACGCUCAAAGGACCAAUGCUAAAUUUUCAGAAACAUGUAGGUUUUAGCCCCUGCCCCUAUUCAUCCCCGGUUCUCUUACCCAUGCCUUGCAGUGGUGCAACCAAAGACACGUGAGCUAUGUAUACCCAUGCGCGUGCCCUGGGAAGGCGUGGCUUUUCGGCUAUGCUAGCAACCAGCCCUGACGUCUUCCAUGCUGAUGUGUUAUGAUCGUUAGGCGAGGGUAUGACUGUAUGAUAAAAAUAGCGUCAUGAAAUGUAAUGAAGCGGGUCUCCAGCGUGCUCCGGGGUCUCCUAAAUGCUUUCUUUCCUCGCGCAUGAGAAAAUGAUCGUAUAAAAUAAGAGCCAACGUUUAUUUGCUUGAUUUUACAAAUACAGAAUUCUCUGACUAUUCUUAAGGCCCCUUCUGGCCACUCCGGGACCCCUCAAGUUUUUCCGUGUGCAACUCCUGGCCACUAGUUAUCUUCUGCUUGCCUAAUUGGCGUACAUUCUCACAUUUCUCAACUUAUGUCAGAGUUCCUACAUGGGUUUCGAGAGAAAGAGUGCUUCCAAGCCUAAUCCGGUCAUAUUUUGAGAAAGGUUGGUACAUGGGCUAAAAAGCGUUUCUUAAAGCAUUGAAUGAAGCGUGAGCAGCAGCAUAAGCUCAGAGCAUCAGAUCGCACAAUGCCCUUUGAGAGUGGGUGUAGCAACCAAGGGUGAUUGUGCUCUGGGUUUAAAACUGAUCAUUGGUAGAUAUCGCCUAACAACAUAAUGUGUCAUGGUAUAGACUAUCUGUCAUUGCUGCAAAUCCCAACUGCUCUGCGCGGGAAAUUUGCUCAUUGCUUUGUUUCGUAACGUUUUGCAGCUUGUGUGUCGUCAUUGUUUUUUGCCUGCUUUUAGUUAAUUAUAAAGUGGUUCUUUUGUACUUCCAAGAUACCAGUCAUUACGAACAUUUUUGUUCCGUCCAUGAAAGAAACUGUUCAUAGAAAUCAUGAUCUUUGGUUUUCCUCUUUCAGUGGUGAGACAGAAAACUACAAGACGAAAACCAGCUUCAGAAGACGAUGAUGAGGAUUCGACGUUCGUGCCCGGCCCACAGCCAGCAACGAACAUGGACGAGGCGCGCGCGCGCGCAACCCCACGCGGCGCCGAAAGCACCAAGGGCUAUCAUGAUAAUGAUGCUUCUGGCCUCAUUCCUGAUGACGAUGAAGAUGAAGAUCCUACGUACCUCCCCGACCCACGGCCAGCAACGGACACGGAUGAGGACGAGGACCAGGGCAUGGACGAGGACAUGGACGAGGACGAUGACAAGGGCAAGUCCAAGGAUAUGGACGAGAACCAGGAUAUGGAGGAAGUCAAAGACAAGAAUGAGGACCAGGAUGAGGCCCAGGUAGUGGCCAAGAACAGCAGUAGGGCUUCCGGCGAACACAGUGUCUCUGUUGAAAAAUCUCCUAAAAAAAGAAAGCCAUCCCUAAAGCGGAACGUUUGUCCCUAUUGCGAUACCCUGCACACAACAUUUGCGUGCCAUCUUUUCCGGAAGCAUAAACAAGAACCCGACGUACUUGACGCGCUCGCCUUUCCAAAAGGAUCAAGGGAGAGGAGAAUUACUCUGGAAGGCACCAUUCAUAACGGCAAUUUCAAACAUAACUCUGCUGUUUUCCGAGAUGGGCGAGGAACGAUCGUCCCCAAGAGGCGUCCACCCCCAAAAUAUGAAUGUCAACGUGAAAGAUAUGCUGCCAUGUGGGAAAUAUCACGGUUUCUUUUCUCGAUGCAGCCUCUUUCGGCAUCGGUGCCACGCCCAUGGGAAAACUGCCUCUGGGGGCCGAGUCCAGUCCCAGGGAAGGUCCUUGCUGCCGUGCCACAGAGAUGCCGCGGCUGGCUUAGAAAACCUGAUGGCGAAGAUGCGAGACGAUAGUAUUUCGUCCACUUGCAGGCAGGAUGCCCUUAUGAUGGAGUUCGGGGCCCGUCUCUACACAAGACUGGGCCACGAGCGCUAUCAACAAGCACACAUCAGAGAACAAAUGCGGCAGCUGGGACGACUGCUGCUGGAGCUGAAUGCACCAAGCCCAGGAUCAGCUCUAGAGAUGUUUAUUCACCCCGCAAAGUUCAUGGAGGUGGCAGGCGCGGUCAAGAACCUGGCCGGUGUGAAGGAGGGCAAAUAUCAUAACCCAUCGCUUGCUCUCAGGCUUGGUUAUGCCCUCAGUGAAUGCGCGGGCGUACUGAAAACGCGCGGGAUCACCUACGAAGACGCCACCCUGAGGACGGCUGCGGACGAUUUCCUCCUGCUCUACCAACGAGAUUGGAAGCUACACGUGUCUUCUCGUGCGCUUACCACUCUCCAAGAAAGGAAGUGGAAUAAGCCCGUCGACCUUCCCCUCAAUGCGGAUGUUCAGAGUGUAACGAAGGAGGUGCAGGAUGAGUUGGUACAGGCUCAGCGGCUGUUGGAAGAGGAACGCUCUAUCAAGAACUAUGUUAAAUUGUCGGGGGCUGCGUUGGCAUCCAUCAUUUUGUUUAACCGGCGAAGGCCGGGAGAAGCGUCAAGGCUUACGGUCAGAUCAUACACUGAAAGGGACCAAACUCUCAAUGAAGAUGUCCUGCAGCACCUGUCUCCCUUAGAGCGAGAGCUAUGCCAUUCGCUGGGACAUGUAGUGGUUCGGGGCAAAAAAGGAGGCGAUGUGCCCAUCAUGCUGACAGCCACAAUGCGAGGGGCGCUUGAUCAGCUGAUCGCAGCGAGGAAAGACGUUGGGAUCCCUCUCGACUGUCCACACAUUUUCGUCAACAGCACAGCCCCAGAUGCGAGCACGCUCAUAGGCAGCGACUGCGUGCGGACAUUCGCGCGAAGGGCACGUGUCAACAACAUCACAGCCACGAAGUACAGAAAGCAUGUGGCCACUAUGCUGCAGGUGCUGCAACUGAGCGAGACCGAAAUGGAUAUCGUGGCCGCUUUAUGGGCCAUGACAUACGGGUCCACAGGCAGUUCUAUAGACUUCCCGAAAAGACGGUGCAUGCUGCCAAAGUGAGUAAAAUACUACUCGCGAUGGACAAAGGGAUCGGCGGAUUCGCAGCAGUGACGAUGUCGUCGAAGGUGGUCCCGCUCCCAGUGUCGACAUGAAGGACUGCGCCAGCAGUAUUGCCCCUGACGACAUGGGGGUGGAGAUGGAGGUGAAGAACGCUAAAGAGAUGGCUUCCGAUCCCCAAGCUGAAGCAGAAAACAGACCACCCAGGGGGCCAAGGAUUAGUGAAAGAAGGUCCAAAGCCAAAAGGAAGGUCGUGCUGUGGACUGAAAGAAAAAAGGAGGCUAUACAGAGGCGCAUGAAGCCAUUUAUUGGUUCUCUGAAGUGCCCAGGAAUGGCAGACUGCCUAGCGGCACUGAAGGAGGAGUCUGCACUGUCCCGGCGUUCCUGGAAGGAUGUUAAGUUCUGUGCAUACAAUGUGAUCCAGAAGCACAAGCGUGCCAUGGAAAUGUAGUUUCAGCUGAAAGCUUAGAGUGCUCCAUAUCUAGAUCCCCUGCUGCGUUGUGUGCAAUCGCUGCCUUGCGGUGGCAAUGUUCUUUUACCUGCAAGCUCGAGAGGCUCCGGACGUUCGAUCCUCUGUUAUGUUAUGUUGCAAACCCUGCUUUGCGGUGUGGUUGUUUGACCCGUUUGCAAACAAACUAAGGAAUAUUUUGCAAAAGAGUGUUUGUGGUGGACCGUUAUCGGAACUGAUGGAUUUGCUGGGUCGUCCUGCCCUCCCCAUAUGGAAAUAACACAAAAAACAAAAAUGAAUAGCAGAAAGCCCCCGUCGGGAGACCUCAACAUUGCCUUACAGAGUGCAGUGAAUGACCUAUGUCAAGAAGUUUGAAACCGAUUUUGUGACCCGCAUAGCUGACUGCCCUGACCUGCCCCAGAUCGUCGUCGAUCUGGACUCGUCGAUCAUCGUCGAUCAGGACUAUCGAUUGAUCGUGGUUGUCGUCAUCGUCUUCAUUGGGGCUUUACGACGCACUCACCUGCUGAGGUCAUAUGGCGUCGCCUGACACUCUAACCAAAGCAGUAAUUUGCUAUUGUGAUUGCUCUUCAUCUAUGCCGUGGGCUGGUCAGACAGGUACCGGCCAGGUACCGAAGACAGGGGUAAUGAAAAUACAUCAGCGGAAGAACUCGGAUUGUUGGAAAAUGCAAGGAGGUUCAGAUUUUUGUACUGUUCUCAUUUUACGCAUUAUUCAUGCUUUGAAGUCAACCACCUAAAUGUGAUGUAAUACCACAUAGUUUCGCAACUUUUAAUUCGCACACAAUGUUAUGCGUCCUGUCUUGACGAAGUUUUGGCGUCAACUUGUUGGAAAAAAUUUCGAACACAGACGAAGAGACAUAAUUUUGGACUGUAAUGACAACCAAGAACAAGGCAUAACAUGUAGCAUAAGAGUAGGCAUAAGAAGUGAAAAUCAUCUCUUGCAAACCGAAAAGUUGCGUGUAGCUCUUGCCAUGCGUCAAAUAUAACAUAAUAUAGUACAAUAUAAUACAAAUAUAGCAACAUAAUAGGAGCAUCACAUAACAUAUUACAAUAAAAUGCAAAUAUAGCAUUAUAUAAUGCAAUAUAGUGUGUAUAUAACAAUGAAAUACAAUAUAAUACAAAUAUGAAAUAAUAUAACACAUCAACAUAAAUAUCACGGCUCCUUCCAACACAAAGGAUGUGCAGGCAAACCAUCGGCAACCAAGUUCCAUUUCUCUAUCAGUUGGUUCGCCAACGUGACUGAACCGACGUUAUCACCCAAAUUCCCUUUCUUUCCAUGUCAUCAAUGAAGGCAGUUUAGAUACACCUUACAAUGCGGAGACCGGUCCCUAGCUUGAUAAGUGUAAGGCAUAUGACGCACCUUUGACGUCAUGUUAGCUGGUCCCCGCUUCGCAGCAUCCUACGGAUAUUGAUCCCUUAUUGCUAGACCUACGAAAUGCUUACCAUCGCACUCUUCGGGUGUUCAGCAGCACUAAGAUGUUAAUUUCGUAACGCUAGCUCAUGUUUAAGGUGUGUAAGUGGUCCCCACUCGGUAGUAGUCCAGCGCGGUCCCCACUUGGGAGGGCU